Brenthis ino (lesser marbled fritillary) is the source of this 648-nucleotide messenger RNA. The record is from the annotation of a GenBank genome assembly. Lineage: Eukaryota; Metazoa; Arthropoda; Insecta; Lepidoptera; Nymphalidae.
AUGGGCAACGGAAAGUGGAGAAUGUUUACACGGCUCUGGAUAUUUGUAAUUGUGUUGCUAAACGCACUGGCGGCGCUCGGUAGAGCUCCGGACGCGAGCUCGCACAUUGCCACUACCUGUGAAGAAUUCGAACGAGAUGCUCAAUUCAAACCUCAUAAAAUAGUUGAUUCUAUGUGGAAAAUUAUCUACUUUUGGUCUGACACAACAGAAGUCGGCCCUAUUAUAUUCUCUUUAAUCGAAGAAAAGAGACUUAACAGAUUCAAAGCUGUAAUAGAUGCCUUAUACCCCGACUUAGGUGUCGAAUGGCACAAAGCGACGGCGAUGAUGGAGCCGCGGCCGGGGGUUCAAGUACUACUUCUUUGCGGUGGCACGCCGGGUGCAUUUCGAGCCAUCAUUAAAAUGGAACAACGUGAUAAAGAGAGACCGAAUCCGGAACCGCUUAUAAAAAUGGCCGACGUGAGAAUGAAGCUGAAAGGACGGUAUAUUGGAAUGAUGUGCUGUGAAGAUCUCACUGCUUUUGUAUUAGUUAGAACCAGUGAAGUACCGACUACAGAAAAAGAAUGUGUUGAAGCUGCUACAUCCCUCGGCCUCAAGGGUCCAGGAGGCAGAUCAUAUAUUUACAUAAAAAAUGUAACCCGUAAUGAACUU